AUGGGUGCGCAAGGAGCGGAGACGCUCUACGUGGGAUGCUACGAGCGCUUCCUGUUCGGCCUCACGAUAGGAAACAUAGAGAAUGGCGCGCCGGACUCGCUCGAGCGGCGCUUUGCUUUCCCAGCCCACCAGGGCUCGAUCAAGGCGCUCGACGCCUGCGCAGGCUUCGCCGUGACCGGGGGCUCCGACGACCAAAUACACCUGUACGAGACGAAAGGCGGCCGGGACCGCGACCUCGGGUUCCUCGUCAACCCAGCCGAGGGCGCAGUGACCUCGGUCGAGCUGUUCCGCCCACCGGGCAAGGUGAAACCGUCCCACAUGCUCACGGGCUCCCAGGAUGGCGCGAUUGCUGUCUGGCAAGCGGGGGGCGACUGGCAGCACAUGGCCACCCUGCGCGGCCACAAGAGCGACGUCAACGGCACCUCGAUCCACCGCUCGGCUCGGGUCGCCAUCUCCGUGUCACGCGACCGGCACCUCCGUCUCUGGGAUCUCGUCAGGGGGCGGUGCCAGUACACCAGCAAGCUCGAGGCGGAGGCAGACGCCGUGCGGUUCCUCCCCGCGGGGACGCGCUACGCCCUGCUGGCGGGCCCUGCGUUGACCCUGCAGGACGUGGAGGGCGAGGUGCUCGGCACGGCCGUCCACGGCACGCGCGUCACCGCCAUGCAGUGCAACGAGGCCGUCGUCGUCAUGGGCGGCGGCGACGGCACGAUCAAGGUGUGGGACGUGCGGGCCGGGGCGGGAUCGGCGGGCUCCGUGGUCGAGGGCGCGCACAAGACACGCAUUCGAGGCAUCGCGUUUCCAGGGGCGCUGUCUCCCAGCGAGCCGCCGCGCGUGGUCGCGUCGGGCUCCAGCGAUGGCGUCGUGCGUCUGUGGGACCUGCGCAGCACCGCGGAGCCCCUCGCAGAGCACAUGACGGGAGCGCGCAUUACGUGCGUUGCGGCGGGCACCGGGGGGGCCAGUCUGGAGGAGUACGCGGAGGGUGAGAAGGAGCUGGUGCAGGAGGGUGCCGCAGCGGACGAGCCAGUCGAGGAGGAGAAGAGCCGUAACAAAAGGGAAACCAAGAUUCGAAACGCAGAGUUGGAACCGAAGAACAAGAAGAAGAAGCGCGCGGGGGGCGCUGCGGAGCCGGCGGCGGUCGCACAGGAGCGGGAGGGGCGCGGCGGGAAGGCUGCGCGGGGCGCCGAGGCGGGCGCGCGCGGCGGCAAGGGCGGGGCGCAGCGUGAGCGCGAGGCGGUGUGGGGCGCGGAGCGCGUGCAGGGCGACAAGGGCGACUUGGUCGGGAAGAUGGCCAAGAGCAAGCGGCGGAACAUGAAGAAGCUCGCGCAGAAGAAGAAGGCGAAGGUGAUGCGCGGCACGGACGACUAG
Pedinophyceae sp. YPF-701 is the source of this 1365-nucleotide messenger RNA. The record is from the annotation of a GenBank genome assembly. NCBI's taxonomy places the organism in Eukaryota, Viridiplantae, Chlorophyta, Pedinophyceae.